AUGUCUGGUCUUUUGGAUAGAGUAUUAACUGCAGCACAGUUUAGUGGUUCUGCAUUCACCACCAACUUCAUCAUUCCCCGACAAACCUUUAAGGUGCUUUCCGGUAACCCUAAAUCUGGCGAGUACAUGGCGGAUUCGGGCUAUAUGUAUCAUACUUUUUUCUGUGGGGACUGCGGAUCGUCUCUCUAUGGUCAGCCUGACUCAAUGCCGGAUAUGAUGUCUAUUAAAGCUGGAUCCCUGGAUGGGGGAGCAGCGAGGUUAGAGGGGGGGAAAAUUGAUGCUGAAGCUUACGCAGAGAGGCGUGUGGCUUAUUUGGAGCCAAUUGUUGGGGCGAACCAGGUUGAAGGUAUGAUUCAGCCAUGA
Penicillium robsamsonii is the source of this 363-nucleotide messenger RNA. Its product is annotated as GFA family protein. The record is from RefSeq and is a predicted model, not a curated record. Bases 1 to 363 code for a protein of 120 amino acids. Gene Ontology annotation, molecular function: carbon-sulfur lyase activity. Lineage: Eukaryota; Fungi; Ascomycota; Eurotiomycetes; Eurotiales; Aspergillaceae. The transcript is spliced from 2 exons.